CCACAGUGACGGGAGACACCUGCCACAACAUACCGUAAGAUUCGCUGACCCGUUUUCACAUCAACAUAGUUCUUUUAACUGAUCAAAUACCCAUAGAAAACAGUGGUCUUUUUUCGACCCCCUUUGACAGGGUAUCAUUUCCAAGGCCACAGUGAGAGUCCCGGACGACGAGAUAUUCUGGAUUUGUGUCCACUGGUUGUGGGAGAACUAUCAAGUGAUUUUCGUACAAUAAGACAACAUGGCGGAAGAAGAGGACGAACAGUCCCCCGAGAGGGAGUGGGCCUCGGGAACUACUCUACACGGCCCGGCAAAGGUUGUUGACGGUCCCAACUUAGUGGUUCGUCUCCUGUGGCUGGCUCUGUUCCUGGUCAGCCUGGGAAUCGCCACUUAUCUCAUCACCAUGUCGUUUAUCGACUUCUUCAGUUGGGGCACGGUCACGGACGUCAAACUAGAGUUUACCGAUCAGCUGGAGUUCCCUGCUGUCACCAUCUGCAACUUCAACAAGUUUGAGAAAGACUUGUUGUGCAUGGACCAGCGGGCCGUGGAGUACCUCCGUCCUCUGAUCGGGAACGACGCGAUCUGUGAGACCGACAACAGCACGUCUCCCACCCCCGGGCCCACCUACUACCCCAUGUCGCUGGCCGGGAUCACGGCGUACACCGGCUUCCAGAUGGACAGGUACGCUCUGAAGGAAUGCACCUGGAGAGGAGAGACGUGCACCUGGCAGAACUUCACACACGUGUUCGGUGAGUACGGGAACUGUUACGUCUUCAACCAGAAAACGUCCGGCACACCGCUGCAGCAGAUCAUCCCCGGGCAGGGCAACGGUCUGCACAUGGUCCUGGACGUGCACGAGGCCUUCUACACGGAGAACCCUGCCACCGGUGGGUCGUCAGACGUCGGUGUGAAGGUCCACAUCCACCCGCAGGGCGAGCCCGCCAAGAUGGACAUCCAGGGAAUCCCUAUCGGGCCCGGCAGCCACGCGUACAUCGGCAUUUCACAGGUUACGUAUCAGAAUGAAGUCCCGCCGUGGGGCCUGUGCGAGGACCUGGACCUGGAGUACUACGACACCUACACCCUGACAGGCUGUCUGAUGGAGUGUAUGGCGCACUGGGUAGAGAGCGAGUGUGGCUGUACGGCACUGGAGCUCCCAGGAAAUCUGUCCUACUGUGAGCCGCAGCUGAUCGUGGACUGUGUCCUCGGUGUCAAAGACCAGAUCACGACCGGUGUCCUGGCGUGCAACUGCCCCACGCCCUGCCGCAUCCAGACGUUUGAUUACUUCGUGUCGUACGCCGGCUGGCCCAACCACAUCGUGGAGGUGUACCUCGGGGAGGAGAAUAACGUGGACAUGGAGUACAUGCAGAGCAACUGGGCUUCUAUUGACGUAUUCUACGAAGAGCUGAACUUCGAACAGAUAACCCAGAAGAAGGCCAUGACCCCAGGCGACCUGCUAAGUGGUCUCGGUGGUCAGCUCGGGCUGUUUGUGGGUGCCAGUGUGAUCACUAUCAUGGAGUUUGUGGAGUACUUGUUGAAGAGACUGACUUAUUGUUGUAGAAAAAAGAAAAAGAACAAGGUCAGUGCCAGCACCGCCCAGGUCUGGACGGCAGAUAAGGUCGAUCCUCUGGCACUACAAAAAGUCAAUAUGCUGCAGGAAACAAAGAUGUACAAGGAGUAGGCGACGGCAUUUCUCAUUAUACAACUCCAUAAAGUGUUCUUUUAUACCUUACCGGUUAAAACCUGUAAUGGUUUUGAAUGCUUAACGUGUGUAUUUUGUAUCAUACAAUAUAAAAACUUUGUUAUAUUUGGUAGUGGUCAGUCUCGCGGAGUUGUGCAAGAUUUGCGUGUGUUCUUGCAUCAACACUGGGACAAAAAUAUCCGCAAUGUCUAUUUGAAUGCUCGAUGACUGAUUUAUGGUUGAUUAGGUCAAAUAGAAGGCUAUAUGGCAAAACAGGCAAUGUGCUUUUUAUAUUUUAGUCUUAUUUGUAUUUUUUGUGUUGAGAAUUAUUCAGUGACUGAAUCAUUGUACGAUUUUACAACCUAAUAUAUUUAUCGAUUUCAGUGCUUAAAAGGCACUUCAUCUUCGUGAUUUUAACUUAAGGUGACGAGAGGACAUUACAUAUACACGAGACAUCUUGGUAUGAAGUACUAAUGACAUUUAUUGACAAAUGUUGCCAACUUGAGUUAAAACCGCCACGCACAAAAGUACAGACAAACUUACGAAAAAACUUUAACGGAUGGAGUAUUUACGUCACAAAUACCUUUCCGAUAACGUAUUGAUCUCUAUCAUUGUACAAAACUACCA
Branchiostoma belcheri (Belcher's lancelet) is the source of this 2302-nucleotide messenger RNA. Its product is annotated as acid-sensing ion channel 5-like. NCBI's taxonomy places the organism in Eukaryota, Metazoa, Chordata, Leptocardii, Amphioxiformes, Branchiostomatidae. The record is from RefSeq and is a predicted model, not a curated record. Gene Ontology annotation, molecular function: ligand-gated sodium channel activity. Gene Ontology annotation, cellular component: membrane. Gene Ontology annotation, biological process: sodium ion transmembrane transport. Bases 239 to 1675 code for a protein of 478 amino acids. The transcript has 12 exons.